CAUGGUCCACGAUUAUGUGCAGCCGAAUGAUUCAUCUCCUGGGCACACCUGGGGUCACCCGUAGCGUGUUUCCCCAGAUACUAGCGAAUGCCUCAUCCCCUGACUGCACUGGGGACGGGAAGCUCGGUGAUCUAUAUAGGCUCGUUCGAGAUUCGAUAUCUGAGGGAGAUUCUCCACCUCAGCUUCGUCCUUUUUGCCAGACAUAUUUCUCAUAUCCGCAGUCAUGUCGGAUAUUGUGAUUGAAGGAGAAAAAGAGUCUUCGUCUACCGUGGAGCAUACACAGGGCCUUUCGAAGACUUUGACGUUGCCUGACGAUGAAGCACCCGUUGCCAGAGGCAUUGACGCGGAGGAAAUUCCCGCUGGAUACUGGUUAUCAUUCAGAUUUCUCGGCUCGGUAGCAAGCAUUGUCUUGCUUGCGGUCUGUCUUUACAUAGGAUUUUCUCUUCCGGCUAGCUGUUUGGCAGUGAUCAAUGCGGAUUUGGGUCCAUCGCCAAUCUACAUUUUCAUCACAACGGCUGGAUCUUUGAUUUCUGGCGUUGGGCUCCUCCUUGUCGGUCGUCUCGGUGACAUCGUUGGUCGCCGUUACUUCCUUAUUGGAGGCCAGAUAUUCGGCGUAGUCGCAGGCAUCAUCUCUGCCAAAGCAACCUCGAUCAACAUGUUAAUCGGUGGAUCGGUCUUGAUGGGCUUCUCCACCACUGUUCAGCUCACCUUUCCUUAUGUUAUCCAAGAGUUGAUUCCAAACAAAUACCGAGGUUGGGCACAAGCUGGCAUGAUCGUUGGCACGCUGCCAUUCUCGGGAUUCUCUCCUAUCAUCGCUCGAGUGUUGAUUACACGGACAGCCCUUGGGUGGAGGUGGUGCUAUAUCCUGUACGCCAUCUUUUGUGGCCUUUCCUUGAUACUUCUCAUCUUCUGCUACUUCCCACCGAAUCUGCAUCAACUUCAUCGCAGUCUGACCCGACUCGAGGAGCUGAAACAGCUCGAUUACAUUGGCAUAAUUCUGUACGGUGGCGGCAUCUUGUUGCUUCUGCUUGCCCUUGCUUGGGGAGGCUCUGCCUAUACGUGGACAAGCAGCCAUGUUUUGGCCACGCUCAUAGUGGGAUGCUUACUUCUCGUUUUGUUUGGCUUGUACGAAACCUUUUUGCCACCAAAGCAACCGUUGUUGCCCGUCAGAAUCUUGAAGAAUCGCAAUUACCUUGCUGUUGUUGUGGCCGGUUCAGUUGGCCAGAUGGUUUUCGUCUGCCUCUCAGUACUAUGGCCUGCCGAAGUAGGAUCACUGUUCACCACAGACAAUGUCAAGAUUGGGUGGAUAAGUAUCACAUCGGGUCUGGCAUUGGCCGUGGGAGAAAUCGUCAUCGGUCCAGUGUUCAAGGCUAUCGGCCACGCCAGGUGGCAGUUGAUUUUCUCCUGCGUGGGCUUGACUGCGACUCUAGGAGGAAUGGCCGCCAUUGACCAGUCUAAACUUGGUGCUGGUAUUGCGCUAACACUAUUGGCUGGGUUCUUCACGGGAUGGAUGGAACUCAUCGUUCUGGUUAUGAACGGCCUGGUCCAUCAACCUCGAGACCUAGGUCUCGCUAAUGGGUUUUUGGGCUCUGUUCGUAAUACCGUGGGCGUUGUUUCCGUGAGUAUCUAUGUCGCCAUCCUUGACCAUCGGCUUGUGGUCAAUUUACCGGCGGAUGUUAGCUCUGCAGCUGUCGGAGCAGGGCUUCCCAAAGCUGAAGUGGGAUCAGUGCUUGCCGCCAUCGCCAACGGUACUGCGGCAGCUCUUGAGGCCGUACCCGGAAUGACACCUAGGAUCGAGGCAGCGAUAGCCGACGGAGUCAAGACCGCCUACUCGUCCAGCUUCAAGACUGUAUAUCUUGCCAGUCUUGCCUUUGGUGGAUUAGCUGUCGUCGCAGCAUUAUUUUCAGAGGACAUUGAUCAUCUUAUGACCGGCUACGUGAAUCGCAGAAUCAGGGGAACAGUGGCGACAGCAGGAAUCACAGAGGAAGAUCAGGUGCCAGAGACCCAGACCAAAGCGUAAAGUGCAACCUGAAUCUACCAGAGCGGAGGCAAUUAGUUGUGGCAAAGCAUACAUGCAACGACAAGGGUAU
Exophiala viscosa is the source of this 2090-nucleotide messenger RNA. RefSeq names its product siderophore iron transporter. Gene Ontology annotation, molecular function: transmembrane transporter activity. The transcript is spliced from 9 exons. The record is from RefSeq and is a predicted model, not a curated record. Gene Ontology annotation, biological process: transmembrane transport. The coding region runs from base 224 to 2020 and encodes 598 amino acids. Gene Ontology annotation, cellular component: plasma membrane. Lineage: Eukaryota; Fungi; Ascomycota; Eurotiomycetes; Chaetothyriales; Herpotrichiellaceae.